AUGAGCCUUGCAGACGCUAACCGUCAAUACUUUGAUUCCAUCUCGGAUACUUACGAUGCCAAACCCUGGUUCGCAACAGUAAACAACCAAGUCACCGAAGCCCUACGCCGCGAUUUAUCCUGGAUCGGUAUCCCGCUCGUCAAUGUCCCCACGGAAGGACAGAAGAGCACAGGUUUUGAGCAAGUCCGAAUGCUGGAUUAUGCCUGUGGCACGGGAUUAAUGACGAGGAUCUUCGCUCCCUACAUCACCCACACAACCGCUAUCGACAUCUCCCCAAACAUGAUUUCAACCUACACCUCGCGCUUCGCCUCCGUCUCCCCCCAACCCAUUACCAUCACCACUGCAGUCGGCAACCUCUUCGACAAAUCCGAUCCCAACCCUUCUUCCCUGGACGCACCAGAGUUCCGUGACUUCGACCUCGCGACUGUAGGUUUCGGGUUCCACCACUUCGAAGACGUAGUGUAUGCUGCAAGCCAACUCAAGGAGCGGCUGAGGCCAGGUGGUGUUUUGGUGAUUAAUGAUUUUCUGGAGGGAGGCGAUGUGUUGGUGGAUGAGGAGGGGAAGAUGGUGGAGGGGAGUCAGGGGAAUCAUGCUGUGCAUCACCAUGGUCAUGGUCAUAGUCAUAAGCAUGAGCAUGGUCACAAGCACGAUCAUGGCCAUGACGAGAGCGACAAACACGGCGCUAGUCUUCAUAGCAAAAUGGCUGCUUCAGUCGUGGUACCGCAUUUCACCAUAGACGGAGUGCGCGAAUUCUUCGAGAAAGCGGGAUUUGUCGAUGUAGACGUCAAGACUAUGAAGGAGAAGUCGUACAUGGAGUUUGGCGGCAAGAAGAUGUGGCGGACGAUUUUGUUUGCGCGGGGAAGGAGGCCAGUGAAUGAGGAGAGCAAGGAGAAGAGUGAGUUGUAA
This is a messenger RNA of Bipolaris oryzae ATCC 44560, 906 nucleotides long. RefSeq lists its product as uncharacterized. The record is from RefSeq and is a predicted model, not a curated record. The coding region runs from base 1 to 906 and encodes 301 amino acids. NCBI's taxonomy places the organism in Eukaryota, Fungi, Ascomycota, Dothideomycetes, Pleosporales, Pleosporaceae. The transcript has 3 exons.